CCUCCCCGCCUCCCAGCGCCCCCCUCCCCGGAGCUGAGCCCGCACGAGGGCGCCUCUCCCGGCCCCAGCCCAGCCGCCCCGGGGGCAGCCCCGCCAGCCUCCCUCCCUCCAGCUCAGCCGUGCCCGCGGCCCCCCAGCCAUGAAUCUCUUCCGAUUCCUGGGAGACCUCUCCCACCUCCUAGCGAUCAUCUUGCUACUGCUCAAAAUCUGGAAGUCCCGCUCCUGUGCCGGGAUCUCGGGGAAGAGCCAGGUCCUGUUUGCUGUGGUGUUCACCGCCCGCUACUUGGAUCUCUUCACCAACUACAUCUCACUCUACAACACGUGCAUGAAGGUGGUCUACAUCGCCUGCUCCUUCACCACGGUCUGGAUGAUUUACAGCAAGUUCAAAGCCACUUACGACGGGAACCAUGACACAUUCCGGGUAGAGUUCCUAGUCGUUCCCACGGCCAUCUUGGCUUUCCUGGUCAACCAUGACUUCACCCCUCUAGAGAUCCUCUGGACCUUCUCCAUCUACCUGGAGUCGGUGGCCAUCUUGCCGCAGCUGUUCAUGGUGAGCAAGACGGGCGAGGCGGAGACCAUCACCAGCCACUACCUGUUCGCGCUGGGCGUCUACCGCACACUCUAUCUCUUCAACUGGAUCUGGCGCUACCACUUUGAGGGCUUCUUUGACCUCAUCGCCAUCGUGGCCGGCCUAGUCCAGACGGUUCUCUACUGCGACUUCUUCUACCUCUACAUCACCAAAGUCUUGAAGGGGAAGAAGCUGAGCUUGCCAGCAUAGCCCUGACCCUUGCGACCCCUUUCGGCAGCGGGAGACACCAGGAAGGUGGCAAAAGACGAAGAGCCUUCCCACCCAGGGGUGACUCUUUUAAGAAGCAAUCUCUCUCCGUUCCCCAGCCCCCUCCUGCCAGGUUGUGGGGGCCGCAAGGACCCAUGUCUUGGGGAGCUCAGGACCUGGGCUGUUUGUAGUUUUUUGCCUUUUAGAAAAGAAAAAAAAUAUCUUUCCACCAUUUGGUUUUUGAUUCUGAUGACUCCUUUCUCUUCUACUCUCCGGCCCCCUGAUUUUUAUAAACUGUUUUUGGAGCGUCCAUUGGGGCGAGGUGGGGUUGGAGAUCUUUUCGCUCCCCCAGACCUCCCAGCUCCUUUCCAGAUCCGCACCCCAACCCCACUGGUUGCCAAACAGGAAAUCUGCCAACACCCCACCUCCCACCAUAGGUAGUGAGCACAGCCCUUUCCCCAUUUCUGGGUUGGGGAUGGUGCAGAGGGGAAGCCCACGAGGGUCUCCCUUGAUUUUUUCAUAAUGUUUUCCAGCAUUUGGGUUUUUUGAUCAUGUCCUGUUUUCUUGGCAAUUAGCAGGGCAGAGGGGCCCGGGUGUGGGAAGGGGCCCGGCCCAAGAAUCAUCACUGCUCUGAUGCCAUGUUUUUUUGUACAGAAUUGAGCAACUGAUUCUUUGUUCUCUUGAAAUAAACAGAGGAAAAUGAAACCUCUCUCUUUUGCUA
This is a messenger RNA of Choloepus didactylus (southern two-toed sloth), 1496 nucleotides long. It is a transcript of the gene KDELR1, whose product is annotated as KDEL endoplasmic reticulum protein retention receptor 1. Gene Ontology annotation, molecular function: ER lumen protein retrieval receptor activity. Bases 140 to 778 code for a protein of 212 amino acids. The transcript is spliced from 5 exons. Gene Ontology annotation, biological process: endoplasmic reticulum to Golgi vesicle-mediated transport; protein retention in ER lumen. NCBI's taxonomy places the organism in Eukaryota, Metazoa, Chordata, Mammalia, Pilosa, Megalonychidae. The record is from RefSeq and is a predicted model, not a curated record. Gene Ontology annotation, cellular component: membrane; cis-Golgi network; endoplasmic reticulum.